AUGGGCAAACGGAAUAAGGGCAGCAAGAGGAAUCUGCGCCCCUCCAUUCACGCGCCGCAGCACCUUGGAGAUGACGGAUCUGAGUUGUCCGCUUCCGCGCUUCUCCAGUCGAUUCGACAGGCCCGGGAGAAGUCCAGCAAUGGUCAGUCUCAGGAGAAGCAUGAUCAGCCUACACCGUCGGGUCAACGCCAGAAUCAGGGCCGCACCAAGCCCUACAUUCCAGAAUUCGAUCCAACCCUUCCGCCGGCGGCCUUUCCAACCCUCACGUGCCUUGGCCAGCCUGUGCCCCAAGGCACCAGGGAAGGGCACUUGCGUCGUAUCAAAGAAGACCGGGAGAGACGGCUACAAGGGCUGGAGCCUUUUCCACGUGAACCCUACCGUGCGGAACUGGUGGUGAGUACUACUGUCGAGAGUGGACCGUUAAGCAUCAGCGAACUUUCAAAUCAGAAGCCCGCUGUCACAAAGGCACCUAGUGACGUGGAGUAUGAGUCUCCUGAAGGAAUCAGUUCGAGCUGGAAAGCCAGCAAUACUGUGCACAACCCUAUCUAUGCGAGAAACCUGGCAAUCAUGGCCGGCGAGGACCAGCGGGACCGAGACGAUGCCCAUAAUCCGGACGGUGCAAUGAGAUCGGACAUGGACUUGUCGGACAGCGAACCUGAAGAUUCCAAUGCGCCAAAGGCUGCUGUUCCCGAGUGGGGAGAACUUAGGCCGUCGCUUCGAGCAGAAAUUAUGGACAAUCUCCUGGACCAAGGCACGUGGGAUGAGGCCGUGGAGAUGCUCGGGAUUACUUUUAAGCAACAGAACAAAGUAAAAGAGCAUCUGAAGCGAUUCCAUAAGGUUAUCAAGCGAGAAGGGAAACAACUGGAGAAGAUGAGAAACAAGCAACUGCGUCACCUGCUGAACAUCGACAGCAGCCAGAAACGGAGUGUGCCAGACCAGCUAAUCCUUCGCCGAUUGGCUCACAAGAGUCGUCAACCCAUUAUUGACGGUCCGGACCGCCAUUUACUGCUGUGCAAGAGUGGCGAGCUGCGCGCAGCUUGGCGGUUCCUCAAGGAGCAUGGGCUACCUCUGGAGUUGGCCGGAGUCUGGAGCAACGGAUUGGAAGACAUGCGGCGUGAUGAAGGUGAGCCCGCAACUAAGCAUGUCAAAUGGAGACUCGCUCCCAUUGCUACCUUGGACCGCCCGAUCAUGGCAACGAAUGCCGGCCUUGAGACACAACUGCCUAUGAGCCGUAAGGUUCAGGCCAUAAACAGUGUCGGCCGGGGAGGCUUCCACGCCCCGCCUGCUCAGCAGCAGCACCCAAUGAAGGAUAUGAAAAAGUACUGGGAUGACUGGGAGGAGCUUUUCACGGAGCCUGAUGAGACUUUUGCUCGUCUUGCCCACGAAAGAAGACUGCAGUUGGCUUUCGACGCGGAUGGUGCUGCACAGAUCAUGGCCAACCCAGCAGAGCCUGCCCUGCCCAACCCUGCCGUUGCUCAAGUUCGAUACAAUCAGCGGAUCCAGCGAGCCAAGCGCGAGGCUGAAGCUGAGAGGCGUGCUCGGGCUCGAGACCCUCUGCCAUUUUCAGCCCGCGAUAUCACCGAGGGGACCUGGAAGCAGAAAUUGAAACGUCGGUAUGACAAGCUUGCCAAUGAUUGUAUGAAGCUCGGCCUGAGUGUGGAUUCCCGUUCCGAUGUCGAGUAUGAUGAAAACUCGGAGCUUGAUGAGGACGCUCUUGACGCUUUGCUGGCGGAAGCCAGCCAGUUCAACGAGGUUUACCGAUGCCUCCUGCCGGACUCCCGGACUAAGAGCCCCUUAAGUGACUCCCAGGGUGAUGAAGGAGAAGACGAGAUAGUUCUGGUUCCGACCGCCGACCCUGAUGUACGGAUGAGAUGA
Molecule: messenger RNA, 1875 nt
Organism: Penicillium canariense
Lineage: Eukaryota; Fungi; Ascomycota; Eurotiomycetes; Eurotiales; Aspergillaceae
Exons: 1
Coding region: 1-1875 (624 amino acids)
Source: RefSeq, a predicted model, not a curated record